Molecule: messenger RNA, 1012 nt
Organism: Colletotrichum godetiae
Lineage: Eukaryota; Fungi; Ascomycota; Sordariomycetes; Glomerellales; Glomerellaceae
Exons: 1
Coding region: 156-770 (204 amino acids)
Source: RefSeq, a predicted model, not a curated record
GCCUGAUGAAUGAUUGGGGUGUGUCUCUUCUAUUAGAUGAGGUGGUGCAUGCUUCACCGACAAUGUCCUGCAUCUCUGCCCUGCCUGACAUCAGUGUGUAAGCCUGUAAGGUAAAUGCCCUGAGAUGAAUCACCAAGGUACAUGGAAGCCGGCGGAUGAAGCACCGCCCGCAUCUCAGUCCAUUGUCAGUGCCUUGGGGGUCCCUUCCCUCAACCAUGAACCCCAAACCUCCUCCCAGUCAAUCACCAAAGAAUUCCAAUCGCCCACUGUACUCCGUCCCGGCGUCCCUUUCCCCCCCCCUCCCCGCUAAAAAGUCUGGUCAACAAGCUGCCUCCACCUUUUACCUCAAGUGCCAACCUGGUAGUGGCUUUCCCGAGAAAGAAAAAAAUUCAUUCACAAAAAAAAAAACUCGGGCCUCAGAUUUUAUUCCUGGGUCCUUUUUCUCCUCCUCUCCCACAACCACACAUAUCCUCUCUUCCUCUCUCUAUCCCUCUCCUCCACAAACCUUGCCCUACCGGUAUCCUUGUGGUCAUUCUUCCUCUGUUCACUCGUCCUGUUCGGCCGACACUUCUCUGUUCGCCAAUUUUCCAAUAGCGGACAUUUCCUACACGACCGGCGAGACCCCUCAGGCCAACAAUCAAGCCCUCCUCCAAUCGAAGCCUUGCGUUUACCGUCCUCCACGUUUUCUUUGGAUCACCGCAGCCCGAGCAUCUCCGGAGCGUCUCGCCUCGCUUGUCCCUACGCAACCCAAAAAAAAAACACUUCGUUGACGUGACCUCAACCCACCUUCCCCUCUUCGUUUACGAGGAACACAGCUUCCACCGCACCUCAGAUCAUCUCGCUCGCGCACCCGAUUCGACUGAUUCGUCAGUCCUCGCGUGCCUUCGUCCUAAGCUAGUUACCGCACUCGCCCGAAAUUUCUAGCCACCUUCCGGCUUCACUGGACCAGCAGCACCUGCUCGUCCCGACAUCCUUGCGUUUGCCUCAAUCUUCUACGACUUCUAACGACGUC